AUGCAUUUUGCGAAUGGCCCGGCUAUCAGCUCUUUAUCGAAAAUAUUCAUCAUUACCGGCGCACGAUCAUUCGAUUAUGAUGGAAAUUUUAGCCAGCCUUGCUGUGGAACUGUAGUUAGCAUGCACACCGAACCUAUCUAUCUAUCUAUCUAUCUAUCUAUCUAUCUAUCUAUCUAUCUCAUUCUCUUUCAUAUCUAUCUUUGUCUAUUCAUAUCUAUCUAUCUAUCUAUCUAUCUAUCUAUCUAUCUAUCUGUCUGUUCAUAUCUAUCUAUCUAUCUAUCUUUGCGUGUUCAUAUCUAUCUAUCUAUUGAUCUCAUUCUCCUUCAUAGCUAUCUAAUUCUCUUUCAUAACUAUCUAUCUUUCUAUCUAAUUCUCUUUCAUAACUAUCUAUCUUUGUCUGUUCAUAUCUAUCUAUCUAUCUAUCUAUCUAUCUAUCUCAGUCUGUUCAUAUCUAUCUAUCUCAGUCUUUUCAUUAUCUAUCUAUCUAUCUAUCUAUCUAUCUAUCUAUCUAUCUCAGUCUGUUCAUAUCUAUCUAUCUAUCUCAGUCUUUUCAUUAUCUAUCUAUCUCAGUCUUUUCAUUAUCUAUCUAUCUAUCUAUCUAUCUAUCUAUCUAUCUAUCUCAGUCUGUUCAUAUCUAUCUAUCUCAGUCUUUUCAUUAUCUAUCUAUCUAUCUAUCUAUCUAUCUAUCUAUCUAUCUCAGUCUUUUCAUUAUCUAUCUAUCUAUCUAUCUAUCUAUCUAUCUAUCUAUCUAAUACUCUUUCAUGUUUGUCUAUCUAUCUCAGAAAUGGUAUCUCGCUGUUCAUGGGUUAG
Molecule: messenger RNA, 810 nt
Organism: Acanthosepion pharaonis
Lineage: Eukaryota; Metazoa; Mollusca; Cephalopoda; Sepiida; Sepiidae
Source: the annotation of a GenBank genome assembly